AAGCAGAAGAGAGGAACAGAGGAUUCUCAGGACAGCAGUGCCGGUUCUCCCCCCCCCUCCCCUUACCCUCUUCCUUAACCACCUCCUUCAAGCCCCUUCCCUAUCCCCUCUCUCACCCCUCUCUCCCCAUUCUCUCCUUUCUCUCCUUCCCUGGCAUUACCAACAUGGAGACCGGCAGCCCUCGCAAAAUUCAAUUCACGGUGCCCCUCCUGGACUCCCACCUGGACCCAGAGGCUGCUGAACAGAUUCGAAGACGAAGACCCACUCCCGCCACUCUGGUGGCAUCCAGCGACCAGUCCUCACCAGAAAUCGAUGAAGACCGGCUUCCAAACCAGCUCUACAAGGCAGCGCUGCUGAACUCCCCCCGGCAGAGGAGGAAGGGAGCACGGGGCACGCCCACUAUGAAAGAGCUGCAGUUCCUGGUUGAACACCAUCUGUACCGGCAGCAGCAGGGUGGAGGAGGGGACGAAUGUUCCUCUGAGAGCUGCCUGUCGGACCGGCCCAGUCCCGACUCUGUCCCCGCUGGAGACGAGCUGCCCGAGGACGAGGGGGGCUGGACCGGUGGAGACCAGGCCACUGCCGAGGCCUUUGAGAAGCUGCGCUGCCAAAUGGAAGCGUUUUCCAGAGAGAGCCUAUUAGAAGAUGGUGGUGAAAUGGAAGGCCCCUCACCAAAGGGGGAAGGGAGUUCUGCCAUCAUAACCACAGCAACAGCAACAUCACACACGCAAGGCGCCAAAGCGGCCCCCACUGUGAGCCCACUGGCAGAGGAGAAGAAGGACACAGAGAGUGAAGAGAAAUAGGACUGCCUGCAAAACACCCCGAUUUACAUUUCUGGUUAGAAACAGAAGACAAUGUUUCAUGGACUGAAGCAAACACAAGUGUCCCUACCUGCCCCCGAACUCCUGCCCCUUCCUGUAACUCCUCUGAAAGCAAAAAAAAAAAAAGAAAGGCCCUUUUCAAGCAA
Molecule: messenger RNA, 964 nt
Organism: Megalops cyprinoides (Indo-Pacific tarpon)
Lineage: Eukaryota; Metazoa; Chordata; Actinopteri; Elopiformes; Megalopidae
Product: protein phosphatase 1 regulatory subunit 1A-like
Exons: 7
Coding region: 165-800 (211 amino acids)
Biological process (GO): intracellular signal transduction
Cellular component (GO): cytoplasm
Molecular function (GO): protein phosphatase inhibitor activity
Source: RefSeq, a predicted model, not a curated record